CUUUCUUAAUAUUUCUUUCUAUUUUUAGUGAUUAGAAGUAUAUAUGUUUAGUAAAAUGCAAAUUAAUAUAUUUAUUUUUGUGUAAAUGCAAAAUGGCAGCAGCAAGUGUCGAUACACCUGUGCAAGAUGAAAUCAAAUUUUAUUUUUGUCACUCUUGUAGCCGUGAAAUGAGACCCAUAUUGCCAGACUACCUGUGCUCUGAAUGUUUUUCAAGUUUUAUAGAAGAAUUGGAAGACAGUGUAAUGGAAACCGACACACCAGAGUUGCAAGCAGAUUUGCUUGGACAAGCCAUGCUGACGGACAGAACACAUCCGAAUCAAUCCAGAACUCACAGAUGGAGAAGGCGCCGCAGGAGUCCAGCUUUCUAUUUGAACAUGUCACAACGUGGUCCAAUGCCUGUUGGUCCAGGCCAACCGUCUGUAUUUCAAUUUGAACAAGGGGCACCUGAUAUUGACACAUUUAUGCAUCAACUUUUCAGUAACUUGGGAGUUCAAGUGAUGGGUGGUGGCAUGCCUGGUGGAAUGAAUCUUGGCGGCUCUAUGGGUGAUUACGUGUGGGGUCCGAAUGGUUUAGAUAAUAUAAUAACGCAACUACUAAAUCAACUGGAUAGCACUGGACCUCCACCAGCUAAUAAAACGCAAAUCGAAUCUUUACCUAUCGAAACUAUAACACAAAAAGAAGUUGAUGAUAAAGUCGAAUGUGCCGUCUGCCGUGAAGAAUACGCGUUAUCUGAGCAAGUCAAGCGUCUUCCCUGCUUGCAUCUUUUUCAUCCGGGUUGUGUUGAUCCAUGGUUGGAAUUGCACGAUUCAUGUCCAGUUUGUCGUUGUAAUUUAAACGGUGAAAGACCAUCCUCUUCAGACAGCUAACACAUGAACGUGUCCAGUACUAUGCUUAUACUCGUCAGCCUGCGUGAAACACUGUACACCCGCGGUUAGCACUACUGCUUACGCCUUAUGUUCUUCAGGGUUUAUCUCAAAAUCAAGAUAGAUGUUUUUUAAAAUGAACUUGUAAAGAUUUUCUAAAUAAUUAUGAUGUACUUAUAAGUAAGUAGGUUACCAUUUUAAAAUUUGUAGAUGAAAAUUAGGAACACGUGGAUAGAAAGAAAUAUUUUGAUAACA
Molecule: messenger RNA, 1118 nt
Organism: Hydractinia symbiolongicarpus
Lineage: Eukaryota; Metazoa; Cnidaria; Hydrozoa; Anthoathecata; Hydractiniidae
Product: E3 ubiquitin-protein ligase RNF115-like
Exons: 11
Coding region: 93-866 (257 amino acids)
Biological process (GO): protein ubiquitination; ubiquitin-dependent protein catabolic process; positive regulation of DNA-templated transcription
Cellular component (GO): nucleoplasm; cytoplasm
Molecular function (GO): ubiquitin protein ligase activity
Source: RefSeq, a predicted model, not a curated record